Messenger RNA from Sclerotinia trifoliorum, 2072 nucleotides. Lineage: Eukaryota; Fungi; Ascomycota; Leotiomycetes; Helotiales; Sclerotiniaceae. The record is from the annotation of a GenBank genome assembly.
UUUUGAUUGAUACCUAGGUAUUAUAUAAGCUUGUUUUUAAUUCAUCCUGGUGAUUCUAUUUAUUUGAAUACUAAAUAACAUCAAUCAAUCAUGGCUCCAUCAGCAAGUCAAAAUCUCGCUAUCCAUCCUUCAACUAAGAUCAAGGACCUCGCUUCCCCUUCUAAAGCUACUCUUCCUCUUCCUGAAAAUGCACGGGCUCGAUUGGAGAAAGCUGGUAUUGAUCUCUCGGAUGGUUAUCCUACACGUCCGGGUCGUCCUUUAUAUCGUAUGUUAUUUCCCAUUAUUCACCUUCAUUCGUAUGUGCAGGGUAUUCAAUAGUCCAGACUGCAGUCCAACGACGAGAGGCUUCUGAAUUCCUGAAUUUGGUUUGGAUAUUCAAAUCAUUUGAAGCAUUGAAUUAUAUCCAAACCUUUGAAGAAUUUCAAAUGUUGGAAGCUUAAAUCCAGUCUGUCAGUCUGGAGUAUUGGACACCCGAGAUUCUGAUUCACAUUCCAUACAAUAAUAAACCUAGCCAACUAACCUGUCUACCCUUAAAGUCCAAGAUGUCUUCGCCAUCCGCAAUACUCCACGAGAACACCACGACGCAGGAUCUCGAGCCGAUAAAACAAAGAAAAACCUCUUUGAUGCCAUUCGCAAGAAUGAUGGCAAGAUAAUUGACCUAACUAAAAACAUUGGAACGGAAAUAAGUGGUAUUCGUCUUGAUGAAUUGACGGAUGAACAGAAAGAUGAAUUAGCGUUGUUGGUGGCAGAGAGAAGUGUGGUAUUUUUGAGGGGACAGGAUGGAUUGAGUCCAAAGGUGCAAAGGGACUUGGGGGCUUGGUGGGGAGAGGUUGAGGUUCAUGUAUGUUUGUCCCGCGUUUUGUCUUUUGAGGGAUGGAUUUGUACUAAUGAUGUGCUGUAUAGCCACAAGUACCGCAUGUACCAGGACUACCUGGAGUAACCGUCAUGUGGCCUGCAUUGCAAGCUAGUGAGACAUCGAGGAAGACGGAUUUUAGAAAUCCAGGUGGUGCAAGUCGAUGGCACUCGUAAGUUUUUUUCUGUUCUUUUCUUCACUCAGUCGAGUUCGUCCCAGGAAUAUGUUACUAACAUAAAAGCUUAAAGAGAUUUGGUGCACGAACUCCACCCUGCAGGAUUAACCCAUCUACACAAUGACACUGUCCCAGAAGUCGGAGGUGACACGCUGUGGGCAUCCGGAUAUGCAGCUUACAGUAAGCUGUCCCCGGAAUUUCGGAAAUUCAUCGAUGGGAAACAGGCUAUCUAUGUUUCGGCGCAUACAUACCUCGAUCGAGAUGAUCCAAGUGCCGGGCCUAAAUACAUAGAACGAGUACAUCCUAUUGUGCGUGUUCAUCCUGUUACUGGAUGGAAAACCUUGUGGGUGAAUAGAGCGAUGACAAAGUCGAUUGUUGGAUUGGAUAAAGCAGAAAGUGAUUUGAUUUUGGGAUAUUUAUAUGAUGUCUUCGAGAGUAAUGUGGAUAUCCAGGUUAGAUUUAGAUGGACCGCUGGGUCGAGUGCUAUUUGGGUGAGUUUUUCCUCGGGUUGGGACCAAGAUUAAAAGUAAGACGGUAAUAAACGAAGAGAUGCUAAUAUGUGAUAAUUGAAUAGGAUAAUAGAAGUACAAUCCAUAACGCCAGUUGGGACUAUGAGGGAACAGAAGAGAGACAUGGAACGAGAGUCACGAGUUUGGCGGAAAAACCUUACUACGAGGAAGGAGCAAAGUCGAGAAGGGAAGCCUUGGGGUUGGAUGAUAACUGAUUGGAAAGUUGUUGGCAUGGAAUUAUUUUUGAGGGGAAGUGUUUUAAGUGAACUUUCAAUAUCAACUUGCAUCCCAUUUCCACGAUAAACGAUUGCAGUGAUUAUUUUCAACGACAUAGUGGAAGAACGGAGUCUUGUCAAGGAGAUAUCUUAAAUCCACCGGACCAUGGGGUCGUGAAGAGAACAGGUCCCGUCUCCGGAUCACGUGGUAAGUUGAUGCUUGACCUCUUUCUUGCCUCUUUUUUCUGCUGGACAGGUCAUAGGAUAGUGAGCCAAAUCGAGGGAAACGGAUCUGAUUGUAUUGAACAUGCUUGGCGCCU